Molecule: messenger RNA, 3369 nt
Organism: Pecten maximus
Lineage: Eukaryota; Metazoa; Mollusca; Bivalvia; Pectinida; Pectinidae
Product: glutamate receptor ionotropic, delta-2-like
Exons: 13
Coding region: 27-2612 (861 amino acids)
Cellular component (GO): membrane
Molecular function (GO): glutamate-gated receptor activity
Source: RefSeq, a predicted model, not a curated record
UACACCAGUCUGUUAGGAGGUACAGCAUGGGAGUUCAUCUGUACAAAGCCUUAUGGUUGUGUCUGUGUGUAGUGUUCGGAGGGUUUAUCCAUAUACCAUGCAUAUAUUCUCAAAAUGUUGAACAUGAAGUAAAGAUAGGUGUAAUUACGGAAUGCGUGAACAUAUCACAUGGAUUUACUGAACGAACAGAAACUUUUAACGUAAAGAACGUGACCAUGAUCUUCAACAUACUUUGGAUUAAUAUUACUACGUCAGAAAUCUAUGACGUCACUCAAACCAUUGAGCGUUCCCGAAACAGUGUAGACAUUUUCCUGGUAUUCAAGAUCCCUUUACCAACCUCCCAGGCCAUUGGUGUUCUGCAGGAGCUAGGUAUCCCGUAUAUACGGAUGUGUGUCAUCAUGACAACAGGUGGUCCUCAAGCAAUAUGUCUACCAAAAUACGGCAGCAAUCUUAACUUCCGCAAGAAUAUCUUAUACUCUGAUGACGCGAAAGAAAACACUGACCAGACACUGACUGGAUGCCGUGACAGUACGUGUGACGUCCAAUCAAAUUCCUGUCAACCGGAUAAAGACAUGGCGAUGAAUUGUAACGGAAGUGACGUAUAUCCAAUCGACAAUGAUUCAAAUAUACACUUGUCACGCAUUGUGACAUCUUUAAUGGCAACUGAGAAGUGGAAAAACGUCCUAAUAUUUUAUGAAUCUGUGUUUGAGAAAAACAUGAGAUUUUUAUUUGACGACAUGUCAAAAUAUGACUUCAUCGCAAGGAGUACACAUAUAAUCGAUCGGACAGCGGAGAAGGAAUUCUUGGAUAUAUUCGAAAAAUCUACUGCCGUUGGGGAACAGAAAUCAUUACAAAUAGCUGUGCUGUGCAAAGACAAAUGUUUGAAAGUUUUGGAAGCGAUCAAGACGUACGAUGAACAGAAGAAAGCACUCAAAGCAGUUUAUUAUUUCGCUGAGUUGUUGCUGGUAUCCACAGGCUCAUCAGAGAAAUUUCAUGAUGCACUUAACGAUUCCACAUUUCAUAACAUAGCUAUUGUCUCACUUCCCUCAUGGGUGUCAGGUGAAGACGAAAUGGAGAGGAACUGUUCAAAUGAAUAUUCUUCAAUGAUGCAUCUCAUCCACUCAGCAGCGAAAAUGACACUUAUUAAGAAUUAUAGUGGGCAGACUACAUUCUCAAACAUGUUUCUGGAGCAGAUGGAAAAGUACCAGACAUCGUUAUCGUUGCUAUGGUUCCCAGUGGAUACGUUGAUGUGGAAUAGGGACGGUCGAUUUUUACACCGUGUUGGACUAAUCCACCUUAGUGGAGGACACAGUUUGUCAGAAUCACUGUUUCCCAACAAAGAGUUCGGAUUUAAUGGCCGCCAGCUACUGGUGUCAACACUUGCGUAUUAUCCGUUUGUUGAGCAUCUCGGAAACAACUCAUAUGAUGGAUUAUGUUUCGAUAUACUACGACAGCUUGCCAAGGAUAUGAAUUUCACUUAUAGAUUAACCACGUCUCCAGACUUAGAGUGGGGGGUGACGGACGAAAGAGGACUUUGGUCAGGACUUAUAGGGCAACUACAACGGAACGAGGUUGAUCUUGCUGCAUCACCACUAACCGUUCUGAGUUUGAGAGAGAUAGUGAUGGAUUUCACUCAUCCAUUCUUUUAUGACGCUACUGUCCUCCUGAUGACGAAAGAAGAUCCAAAUACUAAAAAAUGGCGGACUUACAUAGAUCCGUUUCACUGGAUUCUUCUUGCUUGUAUUGGCGGAUGUUUAGUUGUAGUGUCUCUCUUCGCAUGCCUAUUGGACAGGAUCAGCCCCUAUCGCGUGAAGGUGGGCCUGCAACCAUGGUCGUAUUUGGACGUUCUUUGGUACAUGUAUGGCGCCCUAAUUGGACGAGGUGGGGGCAGAUUGCGAGGGACACAAGUGGCACGAAUCCUUGUUGGUAGCUGGUGGAUUUUCUGUGUCGUUCUCAUCGCCACAUACACUGGAAACCUCGUGGCAUUUUUGACCGUAACUAAGGAUUUCCUGCCAUUCCAAGGCGUGGAGGGAAUGGUCCAGCAGGACGUGUACUCGUGGGGUGUUAUCGGGGGCACGUCAUGGGUCACCAUGUUCCAGAUGUCGUCACUUCCGGUAUUUAAAGCAGUCUAUACAGGGAUGGUUCGCUUCAAUAGAACAGAUCCAGACGUUUUAAGCAUGGACCAGGAUGUGCAUAUUGACAAGGUUCUGCGUGGGAACUAUGUACAUAUUGGGGAUAGAAGUCAGAUUCAAGUGAAGAUGGCCAACGAGUGUUCUCUUUAUACUGGAUCCGCGGAAAUAUUACCCGUUCAGUACAGUUUUGGGCUACCGAAUGGAUCUCCAUUAACUGAACUCUUCAGUCAUAAAAUAAUGGCGAUGCACGAGAACGGUUUGAUCUCCUGCUGGAAGCGAAGACGUUGGCCAAAGAGAGAUUUUUGCCCUGAGAGUUUACAAACGUAUACCAAAGUUAUCUCCCUUGCCGAUAUACAAAGUGCAUUUUAUCUGUUAGGGGUAGGAUUGGUGCUUGCGUUUCUUAGCGUUUUGUUUGAAGUAACAUUAUCUGUGGUGAAGGUUUACAGGGAAAAACAUGAAAAUACCAACACUGUGAGGUGAAAAUUCUAUUUUAGAGUCGCUAUGAUGUAACAAAGGAUUGCAGUCGGGAAAUGAUACUUGUAAAUCAAUGUAUUAUAACACUAAAUGAUGACGUUCUAUCAUGAAUAAUGUCAGGAUUUCAGUGAUUCUAAGUGUCUAAGUGUGCAUAGUGAUUAUGUAAUAAAACAAUUAUAUCAUGGGUGUCUGUGCAAUAGUCCAGAAUAUUUGACCCUCGGUACUGGUAAUUGACCGAUGUUCUAUUGCACUUUACCUUCGGCCUUGACUUGACCUUCGGCCUUGACUCGACCUUCGGCCUUGCCUUGACCUUCGGCCUCGUGGAAUAUAUAUCGUAGCAGUUCAAGGAACUUCAAUACUGACUACAGAAAGUACGAGGAAAUGGGAAAAGGCAUGUUUUAUAAAGAAGUAAUUAAACGUGUUUUAUUGGAGCCAGCCAAUAGAAACAAGAGGUUAUGAUAAUUAGCGAAAUUACUGAAUUAGAGAUGUCUCUUCCGGAAGUCUUAACAAUCAGAAUUGAAUUCAAUAAAAAUAAACUCGUUCUUACACAAGGUUUAAGUCCAAUACAUUCCAUCAUAGUCUGGUCUGACACUCAAAUAUAAGCCAACUUCAACAUCAUGCGAGUUGCUUUGUUUUAGAGGUUUAACAUCCAUGUAACAACAAGACUCAUAAUUGUGAAGACGGUUGUCAAGGAAUCACCAAUAAAUGAAAACAAACCCCAGAAAGAGCAAAUAAAAGGAGGGAUUUUAAGUCAGGCAUCAUA